UUUAGCUGUCAGAUUCACCUGAGCGCUAAACUGCAUAGUGCAAUUUCCUUCGCAGAAAACUGUAGGGGAGCUGCUUGAGAAUAACUCCUGCUAAUACUGAAGGGGAUUUCGAACAAGAUAAAUGGUUGGCAAUCGGUUCUCCGUAAGGCUGCUAAACCGAGUGGCGGCAAAUUUGAAAAAAAUGUCAUCAAAUACGAAGGAUGAUGUCCUCCAAGACAAACGUAGCAAGAUCAUGGCUAGAGGGCUUCCGAAACAAAAGCCGAUUGAAGGAGUUAAGCAAGUGCUGCUUGUAGCUUCUGGUAAAGGGGGCGUAGGAAAGUCCACAACGGCUGUAAACGUAGCCCUUGCAUUGGCAGCAAAUGAACCGACAAAAGCAGUUGGGUUGCUUGAUGCAGAUAUAUAUGGGCCAUCCAUACCAAAAAUGAUGAAUCUGAAAGGAAAUCCAGAAGUGACAUCAAGUACAUCGAAGCCUGAAAUUAUAGAAGCUGAUGCUACAAGAUUUUUGGGAUUCCACAAGGUUGACUGGCACCAACUGGAUUAUCUGGUUAUUGACAUGCCACCAGGGACAGGAGACAUUCAGCUGUCAAUCUCACAGAAUAUUCCAGUUGCAGGGGCUGUAAUUGUGUCCACUCCACAGGAUAUAGCUUUAUUGGAUGCACAUAAAGGCGCUGAGAUGUUCAGGAAAGUGAAUGUGCCAGUAUUGGGCCUUAUCCAGAACAUGAGCGUUUUUCAAUGUCCAAAAUGCAAACAUGAAACGCAUAUUUUUGGAGCUGAUGGAGUGAAGAAAUUAGCCAAGAAUAUUGGUAUAGAUGUUUUAGGUGAUAUUCCACUACAUGUCCACAUAAGAGAAACAUCUGAUUCUGGCAAACCUAUUGUCAUUUCACAGCCCCAGAGCAAUGUAGCUCAAGCCUAUUUGAAGAUUGCUGCUGAAAUAGUGAAAAGACUGUCACUUUUUCCAAUUUGAAGUCAUCAUUUUGAAGAACUGCACCUUGAAUUUUAUGAUUGAGCUGUGACAAUGUAGCAAAAUAAAUAACAAAUAUUUUAUGACUGUGUAUUAUGGAAAGUUUUUCAGUUAUAUAUUUUAAUAUUCAUAUUUAGAUUCUUUAAUUCCAAUAAAUUAAACAUAGUUUCCAGCAAAUAAUCUUUUGGUACUUUAGAGACCGAUAAACUCAUUAAGACAUAAGAUUUCAUGGAUUGCAAUUUAUUUAAUCAGAUGCAUUGAAUAUAGUCUUGAGAAAGUAGUACUAUAUUAGGUGCACUGAGUAUAGUCCAGAGAAAGAAUUAUUACAUGCGAGGGAGAUGGCCCGUUUCAAAAUAUGAUAAAUAAAUAAACAAAUUACAUAUACCGUCAGCUAAGAUGGGUCUAAAAAUUCAUGAUGGCUCUGAAAGUGAACAUUUAAAGCAUUUGUUUAGUACUUUCUAACAUAAGAUCCAUUAAAAACCCAACUAUUCUGUGGCGCUCAAUAUCAUCCAUUUAACUGUCCAUCAUUUAUGAAACAUGGAAGGUUUUUUUAGAGGGCGGUGUCCCAAACCUAUCUAUAUUUAUUACAGAGAUUGAGAAAUAUCAAAAGGAUCAACAUAUGCAAGGAACAAUUUGUUCUUCAUAUGUUUGAGUGUAAAAUACAAAAGAUAGAUACUGGUUUGAAUCCAAACUAUGACUAAAUGAUUUUUUUCCCAUCCAUGAAAGGUAUUAGAUGCAACAGUGAAUUUACAUUGGCGAGAUUAAGAGGGCAACUGAUCUUUGUCAAUUUCUCUUUUUCUUAUGGAGUAACUCUGUCUGGAGCACUCCAAAGCUUGUUCCAGCAAAUUGUGAGACUUUCUGAAAGUGAUGUUGGAACUUCAUAGCAAGGAUAUAGUCAGCCAAGAUCAUCUUGCUUUUCCUUUCUGCUGGUAAAGACUUGGGGAACUUUCGAUCCUCCAGGUAUUGCAACUUGGGCCAUCACCCAUCACCUAUUUCUUAUGCUGACUACAACUACUGGGAUUUUCAGUUCAGCAACACUUUGAGAGCUUACCUGGGCUAGCAUGAUAGUUCUGAUCACGGAAUGGUCCGAUUGAUCUGAUCUGAAUGAGAUCUUCUAAUUUUUCAUACUGAUUUAAUCAAGUACUGUCUGAAGGUUUUGUGCCAGUCCCUAUCUUUCAUUCCAAACUGUCUUACAAAGUUAUGGGGAGGAUAAAAUGAAGUGGGAUCCCCAUAAUUUAAUCUUUCAAAUGAAUGCUUAAAUAUAUGUGUAGUAAAUUUAAAAUAAAUAAUGGAACUGAAAUUUGUUCUACCAUGUAAAGUUAUUGUGAAAUUGUUAGAAAUUAUUUAUUUCGAGAUGUAAAGAACGGUCUUUUUAACUUCCAUGCGUUAUCCUGUGUCAGUUGAAGCUCGAUAAAUCCUAUUUUGUAAUUGCUUAGCAAAUUGUUCAUUUUCUUAUAUCAAGCAUGAAUAAACUCAACAUUCAGUAGCAAGCUCUUCAUUAAAGUAGAAGCAUCAGGUUACUGAUCAGAGAAGAAACAGGAGAUAAAAAUUAAGCACUGAUCACUGAACAUAUGAUCAGUUUCACAAGAGGGUAAUAGCCCCAAAUACGUAAACAAUAUAUCUAAUUGCCAAUUUUUAUACAGCACAUAGAUCUCUAUAUAUACAUAAUAUUUCAUUAUUAUGUGCAGGUUUAUAAACAUGUACAUUACAUGAGCAUACAAAAGUUUUACUGACUAUGCUAAAUCACAUGUUAGUUCAGGUUACCACUUCUCUUUUAUUUAUGAACUAACAGGAACACAAACCAAAAUGCAUAAAUUCAUUGUUAAAUUCAUAGCACUAGUAUACUUUACAGAAGUUGGUUAGUUUUUCCUUUUUAUUUCUAAUUGUUUGAGAGCUGGUUUACUCUAAUUUUAAAGUUUUCCAUUUGUGUUUUAUUGGACGGGUUGUAAAUUAAAUAACUAAAGCAAAAAGAUACACAAAUAUUUAAUUGAGCAAGAUUGUAUGAAUAUGACUCUCUGUUGAAGUUGAACUUCUAUGAUUUUAUUCUCUAACACAUUUCUGUUAUUAUUUGAUAUUAUGGUUUAUGAAUUCAAAUGAUGAUGAUGAUGAUAAUAAUGAUAAUAAUAAUAAUAAUAAUAACAAUAAUAAUAAUAAUUUAAUUUGUAUACCGCCCUUCUCCCGAAGGACUCAGGGCGGUGCACAGCCAGAAUAAAAUACACAAAUUACACAUACAAUACAAUGAUUAGAGCUGUAGUACAGUUAAUGUGAAGAGCUGGAUAAAUUUUCCUGGCUCUUGGGGUGUUUUUUCUUUGUUUGUUUUUUUGCUCAGUCCGACACAGUGUAGAACUUGGGAGACUUUCAUAAUAGCCAACCUAAGAUUAGAUUGUAGAUUAAGAACAUGCCAUUAAGUUCAGAUUUUCUAGCUUCCACUGAUGUGACAUCAGUUUUGAUGGAAUCUCAGUGGUGUGUGUGGAAAUAGCAUAUUUUGGAAUCUGGGAUUCAUUUUGAUUUUUUAUUCUGGGCAGAGAGUCAUAUUGUGACAGAUACGACAUUAUCAAUUGUAUAGGUAAAGGUAAAGGUUCCCUUUGCACAUAUGUGCUAGUUGUUCCCAACUCUAGGGGGAGGUGCUCCUCUCCGUUUCAAAGCCAAAGAGCCAGCGCUGUCCAAAGAUGCUUUCGUGGUCAUGUGGCUGGCAUGACUAAACGCCAAAGGCGCAUGGAAUUCUGUUACCUUCCCACCAAACCAUUUUUCGACUUGCAUUUUUUAACGUGCUUCUGAACUGGUAGGUUGGCAGAAGCUAGGACAAGUAACGGGAGCUCGCCCCAUUACACGGCACUAGGGAUUUGAACUGUUGAACUGCCGACCUUUCGAUCGACAAGCUCAGCGACUUAGCCACUGAGCCAUAAGUGCUAUUGGGGAAUUUGGGGUAAAUUAAUGUUAAGUAUAGAAAGGCUCCUUUCAGAUUCUGAUAAAAUUCACUUCUCUUCAUGUGUAUGUGCUUUAUAUAUCAUUCAGAUUUACUACUAAACUGUGGUUUUUAGCCAAAAUCUCAGUUAAUAGGUAGCUACUUGGAAAAAUGUCAAAUCCUACAGUAGGACCAAGGAUCACCUAAUAAAACUGUUCAGAAGGAAGUUUAGAACAGAGUAAGUUAAGUAUUGCUUAGCCCUGCAUAAUUAACCCAUGGCACUCAUUAUCAAAGGAUAUGAUGACUAUAAAAGGAGAUUGGAUAAAUUCAGGUUUUCAAAAUCUGUUAGCUUUUAUACUUAAUAUUCUCUUUGGGUAAGGGGUUUAUACUUAACAUAACAUAACAUAAUAACAGAGUUGGAAGGGACCUUGGAGGUCUUCUAUCCAACCCCCUGCCGAGGCAGGAAACCCUACACCAUUUCAGAAAAAUGGCUAUCCAACAUUUUCUUAAAAAUUUCCAAUGUUGGUGCAUUCACAACUUCUGCAGGCAAGUUGUUCCACUUAUUGAUUGUUCUAACUGUCAGGAAAUUUCUCCUUAGUUCUAAGUUGCUUCUCUCCUUGAUUAGUUUCCACCCAUUGCCUCUUGUUCUACCCUCAGGUGCUUUGGAGAAUAGUUUGACUCCUUCUUCUUUGUGGCAGCCCCUGAGAUAUUGGAACACUGCUAUCAUGUCUCCCCUAGUCCUUCUUUUCAUUAAACUAGACAUACCCAGUUCCUGCAACCGUUCUUCAUAUGUUUUAGCCUCCAGUCCCCUAAUCAUCUUUGUUGCUCUUCUCUGCACUCUUUCUAGAGUCUCAACAUCUUUUUUACAUCGUGGCAACCAAAAUUGAAUGCAAUAUUCCAAGUGUGGCCUUACCAAGGCAUUAUAAAGUGGUAUUAACACUUCAUGUGAUCUUGAUUCUAUCCCUCUGUUUAUGCAGCCCAGAACUGUGCUGGCUUUUUUGGCAGCUGCUGCACACUGCUGGCUCAUAUCUAAAUGGUUGUCCACUAGGACUCCAAGAUCCCUCUCACUACUAUUGAGCAAGGUACCACAUAUACAGUACCUGUGCAUUUUGUUUUUACUUCUAAAUACUAGUUACAGGAGAGGGACAUGUGUCCUUGAAGCCACCAAGUAAUUUAACUCAAAAGACAUUUUACUUUGAACCUUGGUUUUUAUAUGACUUAUUGUCUCCAUUCUGCUUUUUCUUCUUUCUUGCUCUGAAUGUAUUGUAGGGAUUCACCUACUAUUCUCCACAACUCUUUGAGAGAUGAGUAGGGUGAGAGGGUCUGUUAAAUCCUUAUAUGAGUUACUUCUGAAUUUAUGUCAUUAGCAACAACAAUUACAUUGCAUGCUUUCAUAAUUCAUGUAAAUGAGGCCAUUGUAGUAACACUUCCAAUUAAAGGAAAAAGAUGUAAUUUGAUUGUCCAUACAAUGCGGAUAAAGUCCACAUAAAACAUAGUUAAUCUGAAUUUUGAAAAACCUUUUCUAUGUUUAGCAAUCACAGUUCACGCAAUGAUAAACCUCUGCAUAGUUUUUGUGCCUUUCAAUAUAAUAAUUUCAAUAUUUAUGUAGAUGUUUCUGAAGAUUAGUUGGCUGUUGUCCUGUGGGAGGCAUGGCUUUCCUACUUUCUAUUUUUAAUCCUAACCUCAGUAGACUUUUGCAUUUAUGCACUUCAAGCAAUUACAAGAUUCAAGCUGAUUUCCUAUGUGUUAAUUGCUUGUUUGUUUCCAGGUUAUCUUCUCCACUCACCAAAUCUUAACAGUAUCUUUUACAUAUUCUAAUGUAAUUGCACUGGAAGGAUGGGUUAUUUUUAUUACUUCACUGUAGUAAAUCUACAACAGCAUAAAUGAAUAAAUGAAUGAACAUCAUAUUGCACUAUAUAUCUAUUUAAAAUCAAGUUUGCACAUUGUUUUUAAGAGCAAAACAAUACAUUUUUCAUUACCUUUGUAACUAUGAAUAGUUUUGAUCAGUGAUGUGAUGGCAUACAGGUUAAGUAAGGUAGCUGUUCAUAAUGUUUAUUUGAAAUUUCAUAGGAUUGUGCAAAUGAAGUCUGUUCUGAUUCACAUCAGGUCUCCCAAGUUGGAUUGAUUCAAAUUGAAUCUGAUUCCAAAGGGCAAUUUGUUCUGGAGAAGAAGAAGAAAAAACAGCAUUUCUGAACAUGUGCAAAAAGUCAUUAAAUUGUCAAAUUGGCUCAGAGACAACCAAUCAAUUUGACAAUGGGAUCCAAUUUAGAAGGUCUAUAUUAAAUUCAUAUUUGUUUAAUGUUUAUUUGUUAGAUUGAUGACCCAUGUGAAUUGAA
Ahaetulla prasina is the source of this 6202-nucleotide messenger RNA. RefSeq names its product NUBP iron-sulfur cluster assembly factor, mitochondrial (gene NUBPL). The transcript is spliced from 10 exons. Gene Ontology annotation, molecular function: 4 iron, 4 sulfur cluster binding; ATP binding; ATP-dependent FeS chaperone activity. Lineage: Eukaryota; Metazoa; Chordata; Lepidosauria; Squamata; Colubridae. Gene Ontology annotation, cellular component: mitochondrion. Gene Ontology annotation, biological process: iron-sulfur cluster assembly; mitochondrial respiratory chain complex I assembly. The record is from RefSeq and is a predicted model, not a curated record. The coding region runs from base 122 to 964 and encodes 280 amino acids.